Molecule: messenger RNA, 2798 nt
Organism: Ixodes scapularis (black-legged tick)
Lineage: Eukaryota; Metazoa; Arthropoda; Arachnida; Ixodida; Ixodidae
Product: mitochondrial intermediate peptidase
Exons: 16
Coding region: 210-2288 (692 amino acids)
Biological process (GO): peptide metabolic process
Cellular component (GO): mitochondrion
Molecular function (GO): metalloendopeptidase activity
Source: RefSeq, a predicted model, not a curated record
CAGCUUCAAAAUGGCGUUCCCCAUAGGUGCGUUCAGCAUGUGCGUGUUUAUUCCCCGGUUGCUUCAUUUGGACUCGUAAUUUCUUGGGAUAUGCUAAACCUUUCCGUAUCUUUGUGACGGAGACGCUCUACACGCUUAAAGAUUAGAUGUGCGUUAGAGAAUAAGCGUUAUUACAGUCAGCUCACAUCCGUGAGCGCCAUUUGAGUGACAUGUUGCCGGUGGUGAGACCGCUGUUUCGGAAUUCAUCAUCGUUUUCCGGCAGUGUUCUGCGAUCUUUAACAACCUGGUCCCGUUUGGCGUCGUGCUUCAACAGCAUCGGCGUGAAGAAGCCGAACCUCAAUCUUGGGUUUGGUGAACGAACGGGCUUGUUCGAUCACUCGGUGUUGCGCGAGCCUAAUGGCUUCUACCUGUUGAAGGAGCAGGCGAUCCAAGAUGCAGAGACUUACGUUGACGAAGCCACAGAUUCGAACAGAAGUCGGAAGAUGGUUCAGGUUUUCGACGACUUGUCCGACGCUCUUUGUAGAAUCGCAGACAUGGCAGAGUUUGUCAGGAUUGGCCAUCCUGAGAACCGAUUUUCAUCCGCAGCAUUAGAUGCAUCUGUUUCAAUCAGCAACCUUGUGGAAAAGCUGAACACGAACAAGAACCUCUACGAGGCGCUGAAGCAUGUCACAGAACACGGAGACGUCGUGCCCACCACGGCAGAGGAUGACUAUGUUUCAAAACUAUUUCUGUUUGAUUUUGAGCAGAGUGGAAUCCAUCUUGAUGCUGAAACUAGGAAGAAAGUUGUGUCGCUGAAUGACUACACCCUACAUGUUGGCAGCUACUUCGCAAACAAUGCACUGCAGGCUCGUGCAGUGAAGAAGUCUGAACUGCCCGAAAACAUCCGCAGUUGCUUCGCCAUCGAAGGUGACAACGUAAUCGUUCCAGGCCUCUACGCUGAUGCCAAUAACGAACUGCUGCGAGAGGCCGCCUACAGGGCCUACCUGUACCCAGACAAACACCAGAGCGAGCUGCUGGACGAGCUCUUGGCUGCACGGCACCAGUUGGCCGUGCUGUGUGGCUUCCCCACGUACGCGCAUCGAGCGUUGCGGGGAAGCAUCGCCGGGAGCCCCGACGGCGUUCGCGAGUUCCUGGGCAUCCUCUCUGCACAGCUGAAGCCCAGGGCCGAGCAGGACUAUAAAGAAAUGCUGAAUAUGAAGGCGUCCGGAAACAAGUCGGGGGCUGUGCUCCAGCCAUGGGAUGUCCCCUACUACACGUCACAAGCACGGCAAGCGAGGUUCCAGUUGAAGUCGUCCGAUUAUGCCCCGUACCUGUCGCUCGGCUGCUGCAUGGAUGGCUUGAAUGAAAUCUUCCACUCCUUGUAUGGCGUCAGCCUUGAGGCCGAGGAGGUCAAGUCUGGUGAAGUGUGGCACCCCGACGUGGUCAAGCUGGUGGUGAAGGAAGAGAACCGGCUGCUGGGCUACAUCUACUGCGACUUCUUUGAGCGUCAGGAGAAGGCCAACCAGGACUGCCACUUCACCAUUCAGGGAGGGAGGGCCUUGCCAGAUGGCUCCUACCAGACCCCGAUCGUGGUGCUGAUGUUGAACCUGCCGGCCCGCCAGUGGGGGUCCCCGCCCCUGCUGACCCCGUCCAUGAUGGACAACCUGUUUCACGAGAUGGGCCAUGCGAUGCACUCGAUGUUGGCGCGCACCCGCUACCAGCACGUGACGGGCACACGGUGCGCCACCGACCUGGCCGAGGUGCCCUCCAUCCUCAUGGAGUACUUCUCAUCGGAUCCCAGGGUGGUGUCCAUGUUUGCGAGGCACUACCAGAGCGGGGAGCCCAUGCCGUACCAGAUGGCACUCUCCCUGCGCCACCUGCGCUACCACUUUGCGGCCAGUGAAACGCAGCUGCAGGUGCUGUACGCCCUGCUUGACCAGCGGUACCACUCGCACCACCCGCUGGGGAAGAGCACCACCCAAGUCUUGGCCGAGCUGCAGGACCAGCACUAUGGCCUACCUUACGUCGAGGACACGGCUUGGCAGCUGAGGUUUGGACACCUUGUGGGCUAUGGGGCCAAGUACUACGCUUACCUGGUGUCCCGGGCUGUGGCUGCCUGGACCUGGCAGGAAGUGUUCAAGAGAGACCCUUUCCACAAGGAGGCUGGCAACAUGUACCGCCAGAAGUUGCUGUCCCAUGGCGGUUCCGUUCCGGCCAAGCAGCUCGUGAGCGACUUCCUCUCGAAGGAGGCUUCCCCUGAAAACCUUGCAACUUUCCUGAUUUCGGACAUUGAAACAGGCUUUGCGUGAUGUCUGGAGAGAAAAAUUCUCAACACCAGGGGUCCGCGAAACAUCGAUGGUUAAGAACCACUGCUUCAGACCAUGGAGACAGCAGUGGCCCUAGCUGUCCUGGAAUAUAGUUGUGGACCAGGGGGCUUCGAAAGAGCACUCCUCAAAAUGAAGAUGGAGCUCGCGAGUAACCUAUCAGUUCCAGGCAGAGAAGGUGACCCAGCACCGACUCGCCAGGUCUCGAGCAAGUGCUCUGCAGUCGUCCAGAGUUGCCCACAGGCGACGCAAGAUGGAGGCUGUGGCCUCCGAGCAGAAGCGCCUCCAAGAGGAGGGCCCCACCUACGCUGCUGGGCUCUUUUAGUGCCCUUUUAGAGGCCCUAAAUUAAAGGCAGGGUUGUGAACACCUUUAAUGCAUUUUUCUCGAUUUCACUUUUUUGCCAUAAAUUUCAUUUUAGUCAAUCUAUCGUUUGAUAAUGUGACUAAGGGAAAGGCUCAUGUUUAGUUUUUCUUGACCGAAGUCUAAUAAAGAAU